Molecule: messenger RNA, 309 nt
Organism: Pneumocystis carinii B80
Lineage: Eukaryota; Fungi; Ascomycota; Pneumocystomycetes; Pneumocystales; Pneumocystaceae
Exons: 3
Coding region: 47-298 (83 amino acids)
Biological process (GO): regulation of transcription by RNA polymerase II
Cellular component (GO): mediator complex
Molecular function (GO): transcription coregulator activity
Source: RefSeq, a predicted model, not a curated record
UUUAAAGGGUUUUUACUAGAUAUUUCUUAAGAUUUAAUAUUUUUCUAUGGAUAUUUCAGAUACUGAUAUAAUUCCUCAGAUUAUUCAGAUCUUAAAGACAGCAAAAAAGGAUGAUUUAAAGGAAUUGAAUAAGGAAGUUUCAAAGCUUUAUCAGCAGGUUUCUAAUAUACGAAAAAUGAUUGAAUCGCUUCCAGGCAAAGAUAUGAGUAUUUUAGAGCAAGGAGGGGUUAUUAAACGUCUAGAAAGACAUAUUUCUAUGCAAAAGAGGUUAUUGUCAGAAAUAAAGAUGAAAGAAUAAUGUUAUUUAAA